AUGGAGGAGCCGGAGAGGGAACAGGGGGACCGCGGAGGCAAUGGAGCGAAGAUCCCAAUGAUGUACGACGAGGAGGAGAUGGAGAUGGAGUUGGAGGACGUGGAAGACUUUGACGACCCGGGCAAGUUCCAGAUAGAGGAGGAGAUGGUAGCGGAGGUGAUGAAAUGCCUCGAGGAAGAGAUAACUCGGCCAAGCUCCUCCUCCUCCUCCUACGUCUGCUCGUGGGCGGGGGCGCCGUUCGUGACCAUCAACGGGAACGAGGAGAGCUGCGGGCCCUCAUUCUCUGACUCGGCUUCCUCCGUGAUGGCCAGCAUCGACACCCGCGGCGUUGCCGGAGCGCCCCGCCACGGCGGAGGCAGCGGAGGCGGCGGGGGCGCCGCGGCGGGGGAGGUACGGCCGUGGCUGCUGGGGCCGGCGUGGGGGGUGCCGGCGGCGGGGGAGGAGCUCUGCGUGGAGGAUGUGGAACAGAGCGACGACGGCUGUCUCGCCCUCGCUGGUGGGGGCUUCGAGGUGGAGGGAUAG
Molecule: messenger RNA, 522 nt
Organism: Spirodela intermedia
Lineage: Eukaryota; Viridiplantae; Streptophyta; Magnoliopsida; Alismatales; Araceae
Source: the annotation of a GenBank genome assembly